AUGAACCCGGCAGUCGGAACCCGCGCCUCCCGCCCGCGGUCCAGCCCGGGGCUGCUGCUCCUGGGGCUGCUGCUCCUGCCGGCCCUCGCCCUCGCCCAAGAGUCGUCACUCCCUGCCACCUCCGUCUCGCUCCCGGUGGACUCUGAAGGUGGAGAGGAGGAGGACCUGCAAUGCGUGUGCCUGAAGACCACUUCGGGGAUUCACCCCAGGCACAUCUUCAGCCUGGAAGUGAUCGGAGCCGGGCUCCACUGCCCCAGUCCCCAACUGAUAGCUACGCUGAAGACGGGGAGGAAAAUUUGCCUGGACCAGCAGAAUCCUCUGAAUAAGAAAAUAAUCAAGAGGCUUUUGAAGAGUUAG
Molecule: messenger RNA, 357 nt
Organism: Budorcas taxicolor (takin)
Lineage: Eukaryota; Metazoa; Chordata; Mammalia; Artiodactyla; Bovidae
Product: platelet factor 4
Exons: 3
Coding region: 1-357 (118 amino acids)
Biological process (GO): chemokine-mediated signaling pathway; inflammatory response; neutrophil chemotaxis
Cellular component (GO): extracellular region
Molecular function (GO): CXCR chemokine receptor binding; chemokine activity
Source: RefSeq, a predicted model, not a curated record